AUAAACUUUAUAAUAAAAAGGUAGCUUUGGCAAGUGAUGCCACUUGGCCAUGGCACGUAGGGAAGGGCCAGGGAUAGGAGUGCCAUGGAUGCUUCUUGAUCCAUCAGCUAGGUUCUCCCUCGUACCUCCGGAUAGAGUUCAGAGCUUCAGGCAAUUGCUGUUGUCAGGUGUCACCAUGUUCUGUGUGCCACGGUUCACCGUGGUCCAAUCCAGCAUUGAAGAUUGCAAUUUUGUUUUUACCGAACUGCAUCCAGCUUUGUACCAUCCAAGUAAAAGAAAUCGCAGUACAUUCCUUCCAAGAUCAUGCCACGGUGGUGCCUAGUUACGGUCCUUGCUGCCAUAAAGAUUGUUACACGUCGGCGACCAGUGGUACAGUAACAGUAGGCCAACCAUGUUUGACCCUGUGGCCCAGCUUCUGAAACCUCGGUUCUGUAGUCAAAAACUCGCGAGCUCCUUUUUUUUGCAAGGAAAAAAAAAUCAAGAGAAACGGUCGGUCAGUGACGGCGGAAGUCAGUGACUUGGUCAUUUUGGUUCUGCCGCUGCGGGUUGACAAAUUUUGGGGAGUUUGUCGGAGAUGCCUCCGAAUUGCAGCUUCGACGACGGGCACGAGAUCGUCGAGGUCGCUGGCGAGCCCGGCGAGCCGUCGGGGACAAUGCGGCUGAUGGACUUCAUCCCCAUCGACAUCUACAUCCCAUCCGUGGAGCGGGGCGCGCUCAACAAGAGCCGGCGCAGGCGGCGGUUCCUGGACUUCCUCCGCGCCCACCCGUCCAAGGACUGGUUCCUCCGCUCCACCUUCGUCGGCCGCCUCCGCCGCGGGGACCACCAGGCGUCGCUGGGGGGAACAGCCGAGGAUAGCGACAGCGGCGGGCGCCGCGGCCCGCGGAGGCGGUUCCGCGUGCCGUUCGUGCGGAAGAUCAAGUGGGGCAAGCUGUGGAGCUACGCGGCGAGCUGGUGCAGGAAGCCCGAGAACUUCGCGAUGAUCAUCUGGCUGGCGUUCGUCGCCGCCGGUCUGCUUCUGUGGUUCAUGCUCAUGACCGGCAUGCUCGACGCCGCCAUCCCCGACGACGAGCGGCGCAAGAAGUGGACGGAGGUGAUCAACCAGAUCCUGAACGCGCUCUUCACCAUCAUGUGCCUGUACCAGCACCCCAAGAUCUUCCACCACCUGGUGCUGCUCCUCCGGUGGCGCCCCGACGGCGACCGCGAGGAGAUCCGGAAGGUGUACUGCCGGGACGGCGCCGCGCGCCCGCGCGACCGCGCGCACAUGCUCGUCGUGGUGACCUUGCUCCACGUCACCUGCUUCGCCCAGUACUACUGCUGCGCCCUGUUCUGGAGCUACACGCGCAAGGACCGCCCGGACUGGGCGCUCAACAUCGGCUACGGCCUCGGCACGGGGUGUCCGGUCAUCGCCGGACUCUACACGGCGUACAGCCCGCUGGGACGGAAGCAGCCCGACGAGGCCGACACGGAGUCGUCGUCGUCGGCCGAAGCGGGGCAGGAGCAGGGCGACCGGGCCGGGAACGACAGCCAGCAGGACUUGGAGAUCAAGGUGUACAACCGCCGCGUGGUGGUGAGCAGCCCGGAGUGGAGCGGCGGGCUGUUCGACUGCUGCGACGACGGCACGGUGUGCGCGCUGUCGGCGACGUGCACGUUCUGCGUAUUCGGGUGGAACAUGGAGCGCCUCGGGUUCGGCAACAUGUACGUGCACGCCUUCACCUUCAUCCUGCUCUGCGUCGCGCCGUUCCUCAUCUUCAGCGUGACGGCGCUGAACGUCCACGACGACGACAUCCGCGACACGGUGGUGGCCGUGGGCGUGCUCCUGGGCCUCUGCGGCUUCCUCUAUGGCGGCUUCUGGCGGUCCCAGAUGCGGAAGCGCUACAAGCUCCCGGGCGGGCGCGGCUGGUGGUGGUGCGGCAGCGCCGCCGUGGGCGACUGCGCCAAGUGGCUCUGCUGCUGGAGCUGCGCGCUGGCGCAGGAGGUGCGGACGGCCAACUUCUACGACGUGGAGGACGACCGGUUCGUGGACGUCGUGGGCGCGCGCAACGGGGAGGGCCGCCCCGUGCUGGUGCCGCUGCCGCGGGAGGCGUCCGCCACGACGCACACCCGGAGCAUGUCGUGCCCGCCCAAGCUCGACGACGCGGGCGGCGGCGGCGGGGUGACGAGCCCGCUCGGGAUGGAGAUGGCCGCCGUCGCCGCCAUGGAGAGGUCGGCCACAUACCACCCCAUGAGGGCGCCGCUGACUCCCCUGAUACAAAUGGACCGAGAAGAGUAGGCGUAUAGUCUACUCUACUACAUCGUAUUCAGAAACUAUAUACACAUGUUGUAGCUGUGUUCUUGUGUAGAGUAAUUCGUCGAGCUCCCUGAGUUGUACGGCUGUAUGAUAUAUAUACGGAUUUGUU
Molecule: messenger RNA, 2396 nt
Organism: Panicum hallii
Lineage: Eukaryota; Viridiplantae; Streptophyta; Magnoliopsida; Poales; Poaceae
Exons: 2
Coding region: 575-2269 (564 amino acids)
Biological process (GO): sesquiterpene biosynthetic process
Molecular function (GO): cyclase activity
Source: RefSeq, a predicted model, not a curated record